GGCCCAGUAAGAAAGAAGUGUCCAGAAGUGUAAUGACUUGCCCACAGUCACAUCUGUGUGUAGAACCAGAGCUCCCUGACUCCAAAUCCAUGACUUUCUCACAUCCAGCACACCUUGAACAAUAAAGACCCUCACUUUUUCCCUCAGACAUUGUGGACAUGGCCCAACCGUAAAAAGGAACCCCUAGGUUCCAGGGGAACAUCAAGGCCAGCCAUGGGCGCUGUCAAUGAGUCCUCAGAGGGAGCACCAUUCAUCCUACAGGGACUGACAACAAGCCCAGGACAGAGGUGGCCUUUCUUUGUGCUGUUCUUGUUCUUGUAUGUGGCGGGCAUCCUGGGUAAUGGGCUCAUUGUGGCUGCCAUCCGGGCCAGCCCAGCCCUUCAUGCACCCAUGUACUUCCUGCUGGCCCAUCUGUCCUUUGCUGACCUCUGCUUUACCUCUGUCACUGUGCCCAAGAUGUUGGCCAACUUGUUGUCCUAUGACCACUCCAUCUCCUUGGCAGGGUGCCUGACCCAGAUGUACUUCUUCUUUGCCCUGGGAGUAACUGACAGCUGCCUCCUAGCCGCUAUGGCCUAUGACCGCUAUGUGGCCAUUCGGCACCCCCUCCACUAUGCCACAAGGAUGUCGCGGGCUGUGUGCAUGGCCCUGGUGGGGACAGCUUGGCUGGUGUCCCAUAUCCACUCCCUCCUGCACAUCCUGCUCAUGGCCCGCCUGUCCUUCUGUGCCUCCCACCAAGUGCCCCACUUCUUCUGUGACCACCAGCCUCUCUUAAGGCUCUCCUGCUCAGAUACCCGCCACAUCCAACUGCUCAUCUUCACCGAAGGUGCCGCGGUGGUGGUCACUCCCUUCCUGCUCAUUCUUGCCUCCUAUGGGGCCAUUGCAGCUGCUGUGCUCAGGCUACCCUCCGCCUCUGGGAGGAUCCGGGCUGUGUCCACUUGUGGCUCCCACCUCGCUGUGGUGGGCCUCUUCUAUGGGACAGUCAUCGCAGUCUACUUCCGGCCCACAUCCCGAUAUAAGGCAGAGCGCGGCCGUGUGGCCACUGUCAUGUACACCAUAGUCACCCCCAUGCUGAACCCGGUCAUCUACAGUCUCCGGAAUCGCGAUGUGCAAGGCGCACUCCGAGCCCUUUUCACUGGGCAAAGGAUCUCUGCUGGUGUCUCCUGAAGGUCGGACCACACCAAGAAUAGAUUUCAUCAGCCACAGCGACAACUCAUAAACGUAAUCCUCUGUUCUCUGCUAACCCUCAAAAAUCGUAACAAUGGUCAUCAUUUUCUGAACACCUACCUGAAGCAGAUCCUUGCCUAAUCUCACUUUAUUACCAUGGCAACAGGGAAACAGAUAUCAUCACAAAGUGUUACAGAAGGAAACUGGCGCUCAAAGACAGGAAGUGACUUUCCCAAGUUUACCCAAUUCUCAGGGGACAAAAUCUGGACACUUUCUGAUACAUAAUGACCUCUUCUAAGAGUCACUCCCAGGCAUUUGGACAUCUUCUAAAGACUUAGCGUGAUCUAGGAAAAUACUCAAUCCCUGGGACUUGCUCUGUGG
Molecule: messenger RNA, 1545 nt
Organism: Ictidomys tridecemlineatus (thirteen-lined ground squirrel)
Lineage: Eukaryota; Metazoa; Chordata; Mammalia; Rodentia; Sciuridae
Gene: Or1k1
Product: olfactory receptor family 1 subfamily K member 1
Biological process (GO): G protein-coupled receptor signaling pathway
Cellular component (GO): membrane
Molecular function (GO): G protein-coupled receptor activity; olfactory receptor activity
Source: RefSeq, a predicted model, not a curated record